AUGCAUUAAGGAUCAUUCAUCACCAACUCUCCUCUCGAAUAAUUGGAUGAUUUUAGGAGGGAAGUCAGAGGCAAAAUGAACCAUAUGAUUGACUAACCGAAAAAAGUAUAUUCUCAAUCAUCCAACCUUUAACAAUUGCUCAGACAGAGCAUCUCUCCCAAACAAGUCAAAAAUUAUGAACUCAAUAAAUCCCAAGAUCCCCCCCAUCACAUUAAUCAAAUCUCAAGCAGAUUAUCCUUUCAAAGAUCCAGUCUAGACUUAGGAAAGCCAACAUAAAAGUACAUUCCUUACUAUCCCAUUAGCAUACUCUACCCCAAAAUAUAAUUAUAAGAAAUACUACCCUUAAAUAAAAUAUUAGAAUUGCAACGGGCUAUCAACAACUAUAAUCACCCUACGAACAAUAGGUAUUUAUUUUUUCAAGAGUUAGUUAUUUUAUAGAACUUAAAAAACUUGCCAAAAUUGUUUUAAGGGAAACUUAAGGAUGA
This is a messenger RNA of Paramecium octaurelia, 485 nucleotides long. The record is from the annotation of a GenBank genome assembly. NCBI's taxonomy places the organism in Eukaryota, Ciliophora, Oligohymenophorea, Peniculida, Parameciidae.